AUGAACAAACAAAACGAAAACUUAUUUCGCGAGAAAUUUCGAUUACUUAAUUCACAAGAGCAUUCUGAGGAUAUCAAGUGGUCUUCAACAUCAUCCAGUGAACCUGAAAGUACCAUUUUAAAUAACAAUGUUAAUGAAGACAGAAGACGAAACCGCAAGCGUAAACGCAAGAAAAAUGUGCUGAAGAAUAUAUCCAAUUUGGACAUUACUUUUAUAGAUUCUUGUAAAAACGAGGAUAGCUGUGUAGAAGUGAUUUAUAAUCGAGGAAUGGAGAUGAUUGCCAACUGUGGCAGAAACAGUUUAAUUUUCACUGCUGUUUUUACAUUGUUUUGGAUAAAAACAGUUCACAGUAUUGACUGCUUCAAAUGUGUGUCAAUGAAUGGACGGUUCCCGGCGUGUGAUGACCCCUUCCAUAACAACCAUUCAUUACAAAUGCUGGAGUCUCCAUGUAUGGGGGGGAGGAAGGGACGUGAUGGACUGUUCCCUGCUACAUCGUGCAUUAAGAUUGCUGGAGUUUUUCAUGAUACUGGGGAGACGAUUACCGUCCGUGGGUGUGGUCUGGACUCUGGGACAGCCACAACGGAUACGGAAAUUAUAAGGAUGUCACAUUGCGGCCGCUUUUACUAUGAUGAAAGAUAUGUCCACGGCUGCCUACAAAGUUGCAACGACGCCGACGCAUGCAACAGUUCCAAUAAUAUUAAAUCUUAUAUACCUUCUAUAGUAACACUCUACGCAUUGUUAUCACUGCUCAGAAGCUAA
Arctia plantaginis is the source of this 759-nucleotide messenger RNA. NCBI's taxonomy places the organism in Eukaryota, Metazoa, Arthropoda, Insecta, Lepidoptera, Erebidae. The record is from the annotation of a GenBank genome assembly.